AUGAGUGACAAGGAUAUUCUUGCACAAACUGUGUAUCAUGAGGCUCGCGGUGAGAGUGAAGAUGGCUGGAAAGCGGUUGCCCACGUUAUUAAGAAUCGAGCAAAGGCAAACAAAUCGUACUGGGGCGGAAAUUCGGUGGCCCGUGUGUGUAAGCAACCAGGUCAAUUUGAAUGCUGGGAUGGAAGGAACACCGAAAUUAAAGAGACAUCAAAGUACAAUCAAAUCAAGAAGGUUACUGAUCAGAUUUUAGAUGAUUACGAUAGCUAUGAUCUGACGAACGGUGCAGAUCACUACAAUAAUCCUGAUAAGGAGGGCUAUCCCGGAUGGACGAAAAAUUGUGACCGAAAGGCUAAAAUUGGAAAUCAUCAAUUCUACGAAACUAAAAGAGAGUUUAAGUGA
Molecule: messenger RNA, 399 nt
Organism: Bradysia coprophila
Lineage: Eukaryota; Metazoa; Arthropoda; Insecta; Diptera; Sciaridae
Product: spore cortex-lytic enzyme-like
Molecular function (GO): hydrolase activity
Source: RefSeq, a predicted model, not a curated record